AUGGCACACGAACUACCAACCCACCACCGCGCUCUUGUCCUCGAGGACCGAGAAGCCGGCUUCCAGGUAAAGCAAGUCUCAACCCCUCGACCAACACACGGAAGCACCGUCGUUCGUAUCCUCUCAGCAGCAGUCCUCUCCUACCAUCGGGAAGUCUACACCGGCGAGAGACCAUACGCGCACCCACUGCCACUGGUCGGCGGCCUGAGCGCAGUUGCCCGGGUGGUAGCCCCCGGUCCCGAUACAGCGCUGCUUGAGCCCGGAAAGCUUGUGUACGUCGACUGCGUGAUCCACGGUCGUGACGACCCCUCCGCCACCUUCCUAUCCGCGAUCCACGAAGGCGGCAGCCCGGGCAGCAAGAAGCUGAUGCGGGACGUCUGGCGCGAUGGGAACUUCGCUGAGUACGCGAACGUGCCGCUGGAGAAUUGUAUCCCGCUCGACGAGGCGAAGCUGUGCAAGAAGCUGGGCUACACGCACCAGGAUCUGAUGUAUCUCAGCUACCUCCUGGUCCCAUACGGCGGCUUGCGGGACAUCGGUGUCCAGCCUGGCGAUACAGUGACGAUCUUUCCGGCUACCGGAGGCUUCGGAGGUGCAGGCGUGCAAGUCGCCGUAGCCAUGGGUGCCAAAGUCAUCGCCAUGGGGCGCAACGAGCAGGGACUCGCGAGGCUUAGAGAACACGUGCGCAGCCGAACUCCUAAUGCGGUCGUUGAAACAGUGCAGACCACCGGCGACGAAGGCAAAGACGCCGAAGCCUUGCAGGCUGUCGGACCGAUCGAUGCGAUCCUUGAUCUAACGCCACCGGCUGCUGCGAAGUCGCCGCAUCUGAAGAGUGCAGCGACUGCUUUGAGGAAGGGAGGACGGAUGAGCUUGAUGGGGUUUGGCGACUUCUCUAUCUCUGGGUGGAAGGUCAUUUCGGAUGAUAUCACGAUGAAAGGGAAGCUCAUGUACUCGCGCGAAGACAUGGUGCAAUUCGUGAAGAUGCUCGAGAACGGCGCGUUCCCGAAAGGUGCAGACUUGGUCGAUGUCAAGACAUUUGCGCUUGAGGAAUGGAAGGAGGCAUUCGAUGCUGCGGCGGAGUAUAUGGGCAUUGGGAGGCUAGUGACUCUCGUGCCGUGA
Saxophila tyrrhenica is the source of this 1116-nucleotide messenger RNA. RefSeq lists its product as uncharacterized. Lineage: Eukaryota; Fungi; Ascomycota; Dothideomycetes; Mycosphaerellales; Extremaceae. The transcript has 2 exons. Bases 1 to 1116 code for a protein of 371 amino acids. The record is from RefSeq and is a predicted model, not a curated record.